UGGGUUCAUUCCUGGAGAAACCGGACGGUGCCUUCUGACAGCUGAAGGAAAUCAGUGUUGUUUACAACAGACUGAGUGGGAUGAGCGGGCGGCAUGGAGCUUUAGGGCAAGCCUUCCGCAAUGCAGAAAUCAAUCUGGAUCGUUAUUGAAAUUAACGGAACUCAGAUUUUUAUUAUAGUAACGUUAAAUUAUUCUGCACCAUUAAGUACAGCGUUGCGUGGAGGAUGGCGCGCAUCCUGGGAGGCACUUCCCUCCUGUGUCCACGAGGUGCAUCAUAAAUAGGAAAACCGAGAGGUUCUGCUCAUGUUUCAUCCACUGAGCUUCUAGCUUCAACCCCACCAGGUGGUUCUCACUACAACAUCAUGCUGCGCCUCAUCCUGCUCCUCCACCUACUCGUCCUCAAGCUCUCUCCAGCAGAUGCAUCAAUCCAGGAGGUUCCUGAUCUUUAUGAAGCACAUGAAGUCGUAGGUUUCGGCCCAGUGUUUGAAGAGCAACCGGUGGACACCAUCUACCCCGAGGAGUCACCUGAGGCCAAAAUUAUCAUGAACUGCCGGGCUAGAGCCAAUCCACCUGCCACAUACAAAUGGAAACUGAACAACGUGGAAAUUGACUUGAAUGAAGAAGGAAGACACUACAGUUUAUCAGGAGGCAAACUGGUCAUCAGCAACCCCAUUAGAACCAAACAUGUGGGAACAUACUUCUGUUUGGCGACCAACAUGUUUGGCACAGUGGCCAGCCGGGAAGCAUCUGUCCAGUUUGGAUACCUUGAUCUUUUCUCAUCGGAGGAGCGGGAGGCGGUCAACGUCCGGGAGGGUCAGGGGGCGGUCUUGCUCUGUGCCCCCCCUCCACAUUAUCCAGCCGGACUGUCAUUUCGAUGGAUACUCAAUGAGUUCCCCACCUUCAUCCCUCUGGACAACAGACGAUUUGUCUCCCAGAUAACUGGAAACCUGUACAUCUCCAAGGUGGACUCGUCAGACAGGGGCAACUACUCCUGCAUCGCAUCCAGCCCAUCUAUUUCUAAGAGUGUCUUUUCCAACUAUAUUCCUCUCAAGCCUCUGGAUGAACGUCGUGUUAAAAAGUACCCUGCUGACCUCAGAGUUAGAUUCCCAAGCACCACUGCUUUGGUGGGCCAGAACGUCACUUUGGAAUGCUUUGCUUUGGGGAACCCCGUACCUGAAAUACAUUGGAAGAGAAUUGGUAGAGAACUGCCAGAAAGCCAUGAGGUGCGGAUGGCUGGUGCUCAGCUGUAUCUCCACAAUGUUCAGUUUGAGGACAGUGGAGCCUACAGAUGUGAAGCUGUCAACUCAAAAGGAAAGGACUCCCACUCUGAAAAUGUCUCUGUGGAGGCUUUUCCUGAGUGGGUGGAGCACAUUACUAGCACAGAAAAAGACAUCUAUAGCUCCUUCACCAUGUCGUGCAUCGCCAAAGGUGAACCUAAGCCACAAAUCCGCUGGCUGAAGAACGGAGAACCGUUUGAUAGAAAAGAGAUGAGAUUCGCCAGGCUGGCGUUUGAUGAUUCAGGGAUGUACCAGUGCAUCGCAGAGAAUCGCCACGGAGUUAUUUACGCCAACGCAGAGCUGCGAGUGGUUGCCUGCGCUCCCACGUUUGAACACCUUCCAGUAAACAAUGUGUUGGCGCCUAAAAAUGGUCGCGUGGUGAUUGAAUGUCGACCGAAAGCGGCGCCGAAGCCCACCUUCUUCUGGAGCAAAGACACCGAGCUGCUCUCCAACUCCAGCAGGGUUUUUAUCUGGGAGGAUGGUAGCCUGGAGAUCCUCGAUGUGACGCAAGCAGAUGUGGGCAGGUACACCUGUUUUGCUGAGAACGAUUUAGGAAGAGCCAACAUCACCCGCCCUCUGCUGGUCACAGAGUCCACAAAGAUCACCUUGGCUCCAUCUAAUGUAGAUGUUAAUGCCGGCGAAAACACCUGGAUGCAGUGUGCAGCAUCGCAUGACGCUCGGGUGGACAUUACUUUCAUCUGGUCUCAAGAUGGGAAAGAAAUUGACUUAAUUAAGAACAGCGCACACUAUGAAAGCAUCCUGAAUGGAAGUUCAAAUAGCAAGCUGUUGAUAAAAAAUGUUCAGCUGAAGCAUGCGGGACACUACACCUGUACUGCAAACACCCAGGUUGACAACAUCACUGCCUCUGCCCACCUGGUUGUUAGGGGUCCCCCCGGAGCCCCUGGUGGAGUACGAAUAGUAAACAGAACAGAUAAGAGCAUGACGUUGGAGUGGUUCCGCGGAGCAGACCACCACAGCCCCAUCUCCAAGUACAUCAUCCAGUACAGGGACCAGUUUUCUAAAGAUGUCUGGAAGAACGCCACUACCAUUCCCUCUGAUGUUGAGGGGAACACAGAGACUGCCACAGUCAUAAAUCUGAUCCCCUGGACGGAAUAUGAGUUCAGAGUCAUCGCCAUCAACACUCUGGGAACAGGAGAUCCAAGCAGGCCGUCACCUAAAGAAACAACCCUGGAUUCAGAUCCUGUGGUGGCGCCCUCGGAUGUCGGAGGGGGUGGAGGGGCCAGCAGAGAGUUGACCAUUACGUGGACGCCGGUACAUCCUCAGUACUACUACGGGCCCAACUUUGGCUACAUCGUCGCCUUUAAACCUCAUGAUGAAUUUGAAUGGAAGAGGGUGGCAGUGGCUGACCCCCAGGCCAAGCGCUACGUUCACAAAGACGCCAGCAUCUCUCCUUUGACAAAGUUUGACGUUAAAGUUAAAGCAUUCAACAACCAAGGAGAGGGACCCUACAGCCUUACAGCUGUCGUGUACUCUGCACAGGAUGCUCCCUCUGAAGCUCCUGAAAAUGUUGAAGGUCGAGUUCUUUCUGCCACAACUUCGACCGUCUCCUGGAUUCCCAUCCCAGAAAAUAACAUAGAUGGAUACCAGAUAAAGUAUUGGAGGAAUCACGAAGAUGGUGAAGGUGGAGCCCAACGGGUGGUGCUGCCAGGCACAGAGAACCACACCAAACUUGAGGGAUUGAAGCCCAACUCGGAAUACCUUAUUGAGGUCCGAGGCUACAACUCUGCGGGAUAUGGCCCUCCCAGCAGCCACUUUAGGAUCCACACCAAGAAACCCCCUCCAGACCGACCUCCCAAAAUACUAAGUGCAAAGAUAAAGGGCCAGUCUGUAAAUAUAGCCUGGGAGCACGUAGAACCAUUGGCUAACGAGUCAACAAUAGAUGGCUACAGAGUGCUGUACAAGCAGAAGGGAAACUCUGUGGGCACUCUGUACACAACCAGUAAACGGCACAUUGACCUUCCGUGGCAUGCAGAUGAAGAAUACGUCGUGGAAGUGCGGGCGCACACGGAGGGAGGAGACGGGGCUGUGGCACAAACCAGCAUCAAAGGUGGAGGAAUCCUGCCCACCGCAUCCCCCAGCUUACUCCUCCUCCUCCCGAUGGUUCUCCUCCUCCUGAAUGUUUGAAUGUAGUGCCAUCUUUCCCUUCUUGUUGUACCACGGAGAAUCCUGCAGUUGCUUAAGGUUUACACCUAUUGGGAUUUGGGAAUCUUUCCACCCAAAUUCGUAUCCCGCCCUUGUUUUCCGGGAUGUCACUUUCCAGCUCUCUCUUCGCCUCUCUGGGACAUGUGUGUGGAAAAAAUAAAAACACAGGAAAUGGAAACAAAAAAGGAAACAGACAAUGACAUUCCUUAUUUAUCCACGGAGAGCUUCUUUGAAAGGAGUGUCGAAAGGGAUCUGUCAACUUCAAAGGCCUUAUAUAAAUGAUUGCUCUUGUCUUUCACAGUGAUUUGCUUUAGGUUGGAUCGUAACUGGAAGUUUGUAUCAUAACACUUGCAUGGGUUUUCUCUUUUCCCCGAACCUAAGCGGAUUUGUCUGACAUUAAAAUAAAGAAAAAAGAAAAAAUGCAUCAACCCUUCAGUGCAUUCCACAAGGUAAACAAAUUGCUGUGAAGGGCAAGUGCAUGAAUUUAUGAAAAAAACUUUGUUUCUUCAUUUACAGUUUUGUGGCAUUUAAGGAAAAUAAAGCAAACACUGUCUUACAGCGAUACAGUCAAAGCAAAUCUCAACCUGUUGCACACUUUUUAUAACAAGCUUAGAGAGAAUUUAUGUCAUGCUGAAUUAAUAUAUUCAAUAACUGAUAUUAUCAUAUCUAAUAAAGUGUACUGUCAAUAAUAUUUGAGGAAGCUGAUUUUAACUAUAUCUGGUGCUUAUUUUUAAACUGUAACACAUUUUCUGUUACUACCACUUCCAAACUCUGUGUGCCAGUGUCACAUGAAGAGAAACUGAAUUGCAGAAGAUCUGGAAGAAAAUCGGGCAGUGAUGUUUUUUUUUUCAAAGCUUCAGCAUUUUGUUUAAUUUUGAGACCCGAAGCUGGAUAAACAAUCUGGCACUAGGCCCACUUUGUUUUGACUGUAUCAUUAGGGCCUCAUUGAUGCCAGCUGGUGCUUUGCAAGAAUGUCAGCAUUUCAUGUCACCCCUCUUAUUGUUGACUUUGUGUGAGAGUCAUAAUUUCAACAGAAAUCAUGAACUGUACCGUUGUUAAAUGUGUAACGUCGGACCAACCUGUGGCAACUUUUUAACAAGACCAACGGCAGUCUUGUGUCGGUUCCUGAUCUAAAUAUCAACAGGUAAACAAAAGCCAUCGGCACUAAGAGCUCAUCCAAAGCUCUCGAUGUUGUUUUGAGUUCACCUUGUUAGUUUUUUUUAAUAACAUGAUCUGAGUCAUAUGAACUUUAUUAAUUUGUGUUUUUUGUUUCUUUGUGAUGAUCCUAUUUGUAUGUAUUGGCCCAUCACUGAUUGGUCAGUUUAAAAAAAAAGUUUAUUUCCCUCUAAAAGGAGGAGCAAAUGCUGCGUUUUGAGUUCCUCCAGGUGAUCGGCUGCAUGACAGACGCUAGUCAUGCUUCGUUGCAUUGUGACAGUAUCAAUGUCCACCACAAAGUGCUUUUCCUGGUUUAUCUUCAUGCCACAAAUCAUCAGAAAAAUGGGUUGCCAAAUGCAUGAAUGCCUUGAACUUUGACAUUUUUUGGACGAAGCAGUGGCUCAAUAUAUCAUGCAUGAGAUCAGAGACAAAGUGGUGCAUAACUUUGCAACAUACCAACAUCGUAGAAACUUCUAGGACUCUUAUGAAAUACAUUCCAUCCCUGAGUGGCAUCCCUUUAAGUCAGAGGUAGUAGAUCUUAGACUAAUAUGUGCAUUAGCCGCUAAGCUUCAGGAAAACCCAACAUUUCACAUGAAGCCUCUAUGGAGAAAAGCUUGUAAACUGACUAAAGGAAUCUCACUCUGUUUAAAAAAAAAGUCCUGUAGUCUCGUGCAAACAUGAUGUUUAGGAUCUGAUGGCAUCGUGGAAUUGGCAGCUCGCCUGGCUGCUGGCUGGAAUUCAGAAAUCUGCUGGAUGUGAAGGGCACAAAUGAGGGAUGAAGCUGAAACCUCUCAUUGGACAAGGAACAAUAAAAGUGUAGUUAACUAUAA
Molecule: messenger RNA, 5425 nt
Organism: Nothobranchius furzeri (turquoise killifish)
Lineage: Eukaryota; Metazoa; Chordata; Actinopteri; Cyprinodontiformes; Nothobranchiidae
Product: contactin-1a
Biological process (GO): brain development; axon guidance; cell-cell adhesion
Cellular component (GO): plasma membrane; axon
Molecular function (GO): cell-cell adhesion mediator activity
Source: RefSeq, a predicted model, not a curated record